Hipposideros armiger (great roundleaf bat) is the source of this 1793-nucleotide messenger RNA. RefSeq names its product Fas ligand (gene FASLG). Gene Ontology annotation, cellular component: membrane. Gene Ontology annotation, biological process: apoptotic process; positive regulation of canonical NF-kappaB signal transduction; immune response. The transcript has 4 exons. The record is from RefSeq and is a predicted model, not a curated record. Gene Ontology annotation, molecular function: tumor necrosis factor receptor binding. The coding region runs from base 203 to 1036 and encodes 277 amino acids. Lineage: Eukaryota; Metazoa; Chordata; Mammalia; Chiroptera; Hipposideridae.
UGGGUGUCUCUCUGAGAAGUAGAAUAAGAGAACGAAAGAGAGAACGAAAGGUGUUUCCCUGGGCUAUGGAAACUCUAUAAAGACGGAGCCGGCUUCCCCUCCCUUGGGCAGUCAGCAGCAGAGGUCCCUUCCUUGAUCCCCGGCACUCCCCAGGAUCGAGAAGGAACACUUUUGCCGGAGGCAGCCCGAGGCACCGGCUGCCAUGCAGCAGCCCUUGAACUACCCAUACCCCCAGAUCUACUGGGUGGACAGCAGUGCCAGCUCUCCCUGGGCCCCUCCAGGGUCAGUCCUCCCAUGUCCGUCCUCGGUGCCUAGAAGGCCUGGUCAAAGGAGGCCACCACCACCACCGCCGCCGCCACCGCCGCCCCCAUUGCCGUUGCCACCACUGCCAUUGCCACCUCUGAAGAAGCAAAGGGGCCACAGCACAGGCCUGUGUCUCCUUCUGAUGUUUUUCAUGGUGCUGGUGGCCCUGGUUGGAUUGGGGCUGGGGAUGUUUCAGCUGUUCCACCUACAGAAGGAGCUGGCUGAGCUCAGAGAGUCCACCAGCCAAAGACAUAUAGCAUCAUCUCUGGAGAAGCAUAUAGGUCACCCCAGUCCAUCCCCUGAAAAAAAGGAGCUGAGGAAAUUGGCCCACUUAACAGGGAAGCCCAACUCAAGAGCCAUCCCUCUGGAAUGGGAAGACACCUAUGGCAUUGCCCUGGUCUCCGGCGUGAAGUAUAAGAAGGGCGGCCUUGUGAUCAAUGACACUGGGCCCUACUUCGUGUAUUCCAAAGUGUACUUCCGGGGUCAGUCCUGCAACAACCAGCCCUUGAGCCACAGGGUCUAUGUGAGGAACUCUAAGUAUCCUGAGGACCUGGUGCUCAUGGAGGGGAAGAUGAUGGACUACUGCACUGCUGGCCGGAUGUGGGCCCGCAGCAGCUACCUGGGGGCCGUGUUCAACCUCACCACUGCUGACCAUUUAUAUGUCAAUGUGUCUGCGCUCUCUCUGGUCAAUUUUGAGGAAUCUAAGACAUUUUUUGGCUUAUAUAAGCUCUGAGGAAAGCACUUUGGGGUUGUCUCCAUUAUGUGACAGGCACUGAGAAUGUUGUCUUGGAGGAGGGUCUACUUAGGCCCACCCGAGGUCAAGUGAGAAGAUGUAAGCUCUGAGGACCUUGAGAUUGAGACCUCAGGGUCCGGUAGGCCUGCAGUUCCUCAUCUCACCUAAGGCCCAUGAGCCAGACAGGAUGAGGAGUAUAACUGAUGGACAUAACCCUGUGGGCUGCCAGGUCAAGAUGCAGACUCCGGGAAAAGCAACUGCCGGGAGGUCCUGCAUUCAUCUGCAGAGGCCAAGAGUGUUUGGCACGUUGAAAAGAACACCUCUUUGAACUCACCACCUCUUGGGGUGGGUCUACUGUCUACCUCAGGGGAGGCUGUCUUUCAGAUAUAUGGAUGUGACAUGAGUGUGUAAGGGAUGGCGAACGAGGAAGCUUGCAUGAUAAGCUACAGAGACGAAGUGGCCAGUGUCCCAUUGGCAGCUGCUUUACUUCUAAAUCCAUAGCCUGAACUGCCAGGCGAUGCUACCAGAGAAGCAACGGAGGUCUUUGGGGGACUCAGUCCAUUCCCUAUACAGCAUGUAUAUUUCCAGUGCAAUUGUAGAGGGUGUGUGUGUGUGUGUGUGUGACUAGAAGAGUUACAUUAAGUAGAGAGGAUGCGGAAAUGGUGAAGAACGUGUUAGGAAAAUAUGGGGUGCAUUUGGUGGUAGAUUUUGAAUGGUUCUUGGCAACCAACUCUAACAGUCCUCAGAACUCUUUUGU